AUGCGUGAAACGGACGGCUCCGUAUCAGCCUCGACAGCCGGCGGACGUAAGACCGUGAAGCUCACCUGCAUUCCAUGUAGCACGCAAUGCACCCACCAUCUCGACUGCGACUCGUCUCGUGGGAAGUUUCGUGGAGUUCACUACGACCCGCAUCUUGCCGAAGUAUACGCCCAUGAAGAGGGCUGCAUCCCAUCUAGCGUGUCGCUGAACCGACAAAGCCCGGUCUACUUGCCGUGGCGGUUCCGUCCCAGAUCCUCACGCGAAUACCGGGAACACCAACGCGAGGUGUAUUCCACAUUCAACAAUUCGAAAAACUUUCUCGAAAACAACGACGGUGGUCACGAAGAAUGGGCAAAAAACCAGCGUGAGCAAACAUUCCGCGGUUGCGACAACGAAGACGGGAAACGUAUGGAAGGGCCUGAUUGUGAGAUCAUUGUCAUCGAUCAAGAGAGAGACGCACGAUUAGCGUCCGUCGUCAAGAAGGUGUCGGGGGAGGCGAAACGGCUUGAGAGAGGCGAUCUCGUGGAAUACCUGUUGCAGGUUGUGCGAGAUGUCUUUGGAGACUAUGGCUUGGAAAACGGUCCUACCAUGUUCGAAUGCGAGGCAAAGUUGUUGGAAACCAUGGUCGGGCAGGGUCACAACUUUGUCUUGUUAUGCUCAGUGCCAAAUGGCCUCUGUCGACACAAGGCUUUACUUUUCAAAGUGCUCGCAGACGUCGUCGGACUGAGUUGCGCAUUGGUAACGGGUUACAGCAAUGUUGCGCGGCACCAGUGGAACAUUAUUACGUUAUCGGAGUCGAUAGCCGCAUCGAACUCGCCAUCGAGUUCAGAUAAACCGGAAAGCCAUGACGAGACCUACCUCAUUGACCCCACUUCUCCAUACUUCACGUGGACGCGGCAUGGGAGCGGUCGGGCAAAAGGGUAUCGGACGUCGACUGAGGUGUCGUUUGGACAUUUGGGUUUCACGCAGAGGUGGUUCAGAAAAAAGAGGGACUUCUGUGAACAGAUUGAGAACCUUGAUGUUCUGGCAUGGUGUAAUCUUCAGCCUUAA
Molecule: messenger RNA, 1050 nt
Organism: Fimicolochytrium jonesii
Lineage: Eukaryota; Fungi; Chytridiomycota; Chytridiomycetes; Spizellomycetales; Powellomycetaceae
Product: ethylene-responsive protein kinase Le-CTR1-domain-containing protein
Exons: 8
Coding region: 1-1050 (349 amino acids)
Source: RefSeq, a predicted model, not a curated record